This is a messenger RNA of Brassica oleracea var. oleracea, 711 nucleotides long. RefSeq lists its product as uncharacterized. Lineage: Eukaryota; Viridiplantae; Streptophyta; Magnoliopsida; Brassicales; Brassicaceae. The transcript is spliced from 4 exons. Bases 152 to 520 code for a protein of 122 amino acids. The record is from RefSeq and is a predicted model, not a curated record.
AUCUUUCGCGAGAGGUUCAUUAUUGUCCGGAAGAGGUGCUCAUGUUUUGGUAAAGCGAUCACAAGGUGUUCGAUACAAUACCUGAGAGAGUUUCCACAGCUUUCUUCUGAUUCUUACUCGGUUUGAGUGAGCUGGAUCUUCCACGACGAAGAUGAUGAUCUUGGAUGUUUGCAAUGAGAUUAUAAAGAUCCAGAAGCUAAGACGGGUUGUCUCUUACGCUGGAUUCUACUGCUUCACUGCAGCCCUCACAUUCUUCUACACAAACAACACAACAAGAGCAGGAUUCUCCAGGGGAGAUCAGUUUUAUGCGUCUUACCCUGCGGGUACCGAACUUCUUACCGACACAGCUAAGCUGUACAAAGCGGCGCUUGGGAAUUGCUAUGAAUCUGAGGAUUGGGGUCCUGUCGAGUUCUGCAUAAUGGCUAAGCAUUUUGAGCGCCAGGGAAAGUCUCCAUACGUUUACCACUCUCAAUACAUGGCUCACCUUCUUUCACAAGGCCAACUUGAUGGAAGUGGCUAGAGUCGUUGAUGACUUGCAAGACAGCUCCUUUUUCAAUCUGUGUACCUAAUCUUGUUAUUGGAACUUCCUUCUUUACUCUUUUUCCGAAUUUGUACGGCGAUGGUAUUUGAGGUUACCACCAAGAAAUAUAAGAACAUGUUCUGGUGUAGACAAUGAAUGUAAUAAACACAUAAGAUCAGACCUUGAUAUGA